Fragaria vesca subsp. vesca is the source of this 2003-nucleotide messenger RNA. RefSeq lists its product as uncharacterized. Gene Ontology annotation, molecular function: ATP binding; ATP hydrolysis activity. The transcript has a single exon. The record is from RefSeq and is a predicted model, not a curated record. Lineage: Eukaryota; Viridiplantae; Streptophyta; Magnoliopsida; Rosales; Rosaceae. The coding region runs from base 84 to 1559 and encodes 491 amino acids.
CAAUUCUCCAGAUCAGCAUUACCCACUUUGAUACUCCCCAAUUGGGCUCUCCUCCUCUUCUUCUUCCUUUCAAAAUCUCAGAUAUGAUUCUUUUCAACCCAUUGUUUCUGGUGGUGUUGGCAAUCUGUAUAUUCGUGGCGAUUCGGGUUCUUCUGUAUAAAACCGGGUUGGUUUUCAUUGUGAAAAAAUGGUGGCGGGCGGUGGAGGACUGCUUCCAUGUGUACCAGUAUUUCAAGGUGCCGGAAUUCAAUGAGAGUAUGCAGGAGAAUCAGCUCUACUGCAAGGUCACACAUUAUCUCAACUCAUUGACUUCUAUUGAAGACUCGGAUUUCACCAAUCUCGUCACCGGAAAAAAGCCCAACGAAAUCGUUCUCCAGCUCGACCCGAAUCAGACUAUCGAAGAUGAUUUCUUGGGCGCCAAGGUCAUGUGGCGAAGCGAAGCAAGUAGUCAAGGGAGUAAUAGCUGCCGGAAUUUGGUGCUCAAAGUUCGGAAGGCGGAUAAGCGGCGGAUUUUACGGCCGUAUUUGCAGCACAUCCACGUCGUCGCUGACGAGCUGGAGCAACGGAAGCGGGAUUUGCGGCUGUACAUGAACGUGGACGGCUCCUCCGGCGAAGACGACGGCUUCCGGAACGCGCGGUGGAGGCCCGUGCCGUUCACGCACCCCUCGACGCUAGAGACGAUUUCCAUGGAAGCCGAUCUGAAAUCGAAGAUCAAGUCCGAUUUGGAGUCGUUUCUGAAAGCCAGACAAUACUACAAUCGACUCGGCCGCGUCUGGAAGAGAAGCUUCCUCCUGUACGGCCCCUCCGGCACCGGCAAGUCCAGCUUCGUCGCCGCCAUGGCCAAUUUCCUCGGCUACGAUAUUUACGAUCUCGAUCUCUCUCGUGUAAAAGACGACUCCGAGUUGAAGAUGCUACUCCUCCAGACCACGACCAAGUCGGUGAUCCUAAUCGAAGACUUGGACCGGUUCUUCGCCGAGAAAUCCACGGCGGUGAGCUUCUCCGGUUUGUCGAACUUCAUGGACGGCUUGCUCAACUCAUGCUGCGCCGAAGAGAGAGUGAUGGUGUUCACGAUGAACUCGAAAGACCAGGUCGACCCGAAUUUUCUCCGGCCGGGUCGGAUCGACGUCCAUAUUCAUUUUCCGUUAUGUGACUUCACGGCGUUUCGGAACCUAGCGACGAGCUAUUUGGGGGUGAAGGAGCACAAGCUGUUUCCUCAGGUGGAGGAGAUAUUCCAAUCCGGGUCGAGUUUGAGCCCGGCGGAGAUCGGCGAGCUAAUGAUCGCGAAUCGGACCUCGCCGAGCCGCGCGAUCAAGUCGGUCAUCACGGCGUUGCAAACCGACGGCGAUGGGAGGGGAGCGGGGAAGAUCGGACGGCCGCCGAGGGGGUUUGAAACCGGGUCGAGAAAGUCCGGGGACGAGUCGGGUGAACCCGGAGUGACGUUUUGUGGGGAAGGUGUGAAUACGGUUAGGGAUUUUAGGAAGCUUUACGGGUUCUUGAGGAUGAGAGGCAGCAAGAAUUCUCAGUCGUUCGAUGCCGGUUCGGAGCGGUCAGCGGGUUGAAGGGGUUGAUCUAACGGCUGGGAAUUUGAAUCUAUGGUGGGACCAUGCCAGGUGGGUAUGAUCAAGGGAAUCACAAUGGAAGUGACUUGGGGUUUUGGUGGGGGGAGGAGCAUAGAAUCAAGUAUAUAGGUUAGAAAUGCAAAAAUACAGCAUUUUUAUAAUUAAAUUUUAUACAAGCAAAAACCAAACCCAUUUGAUAUUGUGGGGGGAAUUUGAUUGUUUAGUUGGAUUUGAUGCUUUUGUAGAUAGGUGCUCAAUUGUUGACAAUUGGAAUAUGAUUCUAUCUUUUCCCCUUCUUUUAUUUUCCUUUUGGCAAACAAUUUGGGCAUGUAAAUUACAUUGUUAUGUACAAGUUAGUAGGUGCAAGAUAGAUUAUAGAGUGCACAUUGUUUGGUUGUUAAGGAAUUAAAGAAGAAGCAAGGAACACGAAAUGUGUUUUGUUUG